Molecule: messenger RNA, 4245 nt
Organism: Carassius auratus (goldfish)
Lineage: Eukaryota; Metazoa; Chordata; Actinopteri; Cypriniformes; Cyprinidae
Gene: rc3h1b
Product: ring finger and CCCH-type domains 1b
Exons: 19
Coding region: 378-3665 (1095 amino acids)
Biological process (GO): protein polyubiquitination; nuclear-transcribed mRNA catabolic process, deadenylation-dependent decay; ubiquitin-dependent protein catabolic process
Cellular component (GO): cytoplasmic stress granule
Molecular function (GO): metal ion binding; double-stranded RNA binding; mRNA binding
Source: RefSeq, a predicted model, not a curated record
CAGAUUCUUCUCCUCCUCGGUCAGCUCGAGUGCCGCCGCUGGCUGCUGCUGGCAGUUUUACGCGAGGAACUCCCGAAUUACUUCGGCAACCCGUUAUAACGGUCGAUAUGGCGACCGAGGAAAUAAUCAAGCGUUUUCUUAAGAAAAGAUGAAGAUAGCCGAUACAAAGUUUCAGGUUUCACACCAUGUGAUGAUCACCCGGGACGUGUGAACUUAUUUAAGAACUCCUGUGUUCAGAAGAUUUUUUGAUUCCAGUGGAAUCUUUCAUUUUUGUUUUCCAUCUAUUUUUCCCCUUUUGUUAAAUGACACACCCAGUCGCACGCACGCCCAAGAGAACCCCCCCCACCCUUGUUUACAUGUAGAACAAGCUUGCUACGAUGCCUGUACAAGCUCCACAAUGGACAGAGUUUUUACUGUGCCCCAUAUGCACCCAGACGUUCGAGGAGACGGUGCGCCGGCCCAUCAGUUUGGGUUGCGGCCACACCGUUUGCAAGAUGUGCCUCAACAAACUGCACCGCAAGGCUUGUCCCUUUGACCAGACGGCCAUCAAUACUGACAUCGAGCAGCUGCCCGUCAACUCAGCCCUUUUACAGCUGGUCGGGGGUCAGGUGUCCAAACAGCAACCUGUGGCGCUCAUUACAUGUCCAGAGGACACCAAUCAUUAUGAUGAGGCACGGCAGUGUGUUGAGGAGCUGGCCCUCUACCUCAAACCCCUCAGCAGUGCACGAGGAGUGGGGUUGAGUAAUGCUGCUCAGAGCAUGCUGAGCCGCCCCAUGCAGAGGAAGCUGGUGACUCUGGUGCACUGUCAGCUGGUGGAAGAGGAAGGACGGGUCAGGGCAAUGCGGGCGGCCCGUUCUCUGGGCGAAAGAACUGUUACUGAGCUCAUUUUGCAGCACCAAAACCCCCAGCAGCUCUCUUCCAACCUGUGGGCUGCUGUCAGAGCCAGAGGCUGCCAGUUCCUGGGCCCCGCCAUGCAGGAGGAGGCACUAAAGCUGGUGCUGUUGGCCUUGGAAGAUGGAUCCGCUCUUUCCAGGAAGGUUCUGGUCCUCUUUGUGGUCCAGAGACUAGAACCGAGAUUUCCUCAGGCCUCCAAAACUAGUAUUGGACAUGUAGUUCAGCUCCUCUACCGUGCCUCGUGCUUCAAGGUGACUAAGCGAGAUGAGGAUUCAUCACUAAUGCAGUUGAAAGAGGAGUUCCGCACGUAUGAGGCACUUCGGAGGGAACACGACUCUCAGAUUGUUCAAAUCGCAAUGGAGGGAGGCCUCCGCAUCGCGCCCGAUCAGUGGUCUUCUCUGCUGUAUGGAGACCAGUCUCAUAAGUCUCACAUGCAGUCCAUCAUUGACAAGCUGCAGACCCCGGCAUCGUUUGCUCAGAGUGUGCAGGAGCUGACCAUCGCACUGCAGAGGACGGGUGACCCGGCCAAUCUCAACCGGCUCAGACCUCACCUCGAGCUGCUUGCUAACAUUGACCCCAGUCCAGAUGCUCCUCCUCCUACCUGGGAGCAGCUGGAGAAGGGGCUGGUGGCGGUAAAGACGGUGGUGCACGGCCUAGUGGACUUCAUUCAGAACCACAGCAAGAAGGGUGCCGACACGCAGCAGCCACCGCAGCACAGCAAAUACAAGACGUACAUGUGCAGAGACAUGAAGCAGAAAGGAGGCUGUCCCAGAGGAGCCAGCUGUACCUUCGCCCAUUCUCAGGAGGAGCUGGAAAAGUACCGUAAAAUGAACAAACGUCUUGCUGCACGAGUGCCCUGCACCCCUGGCCUGCUGCCUGAGGAUGUGGUCCCGCUGGAGCCUGGGCGAAAGGCCUCUAUGCAUACCAACGGGGGCCCUCUUCCCCAGCUCAUCUCCAGAGGCACAGACCCCUCCACGUAUGACCUCUUACUCAAGCCCAAGAUGGACGCCACUAGCCUGAGUGCUCCUGGGUCGCCACCUGACUCUUUGGAUAAAUGUAGCUUGGCCCUGACACCCCACCCUGUGCCUCACCCCAGGGCGGAGCACUUACCCAUGCCCAAGCAGGUGGCAGUCAUGCCCAGAGGUGCGCCACAGAUGUAUCCACAACAGCAGCCCCAGCUCUUCUAUCCAGAGCCCGCCAGACCUCCUCCCUCAGGAUCUCAGUAUGAUGUUCAGUACCCAACAGGCAACCCCUACCCAUACCAACCUCCACAGUAUGUCCCUCCCCGCUACAUCCGUAAUCCGCCGCCUCCGGGUGAGUCCCCUUACCCAGAGACCUACCCGGGAUAUGGCCCAGAUCGCCAAUAUCCGAGCCACCACUCUGGUGCCCCUUUCUCAGCCCACACAUACGCACAGCCCUCACAUUACAGUCGCAGACACGGACACUAUCCAGCACCCCCACCUCCGUUUACCCCAACCAGAGACGACUUGGUCAGGAUGAGCCCAGUUCCUUUGGACGUUCCCCCGUCCGCUAUGCCUCCACCUCCAGCAGGGCCUGCAGGUUCUCUGUACCACUCCCAGGAACCGUCAUCCAGAGACAGAUACCGACCGGACGGGUACUACACAGCUGGACCACACCCCAGCCAAAUGAGGUCCCACAUAGGAGACCCGUACAGCUGCUCUCAGCCCAGUCUGGAUGACUUGCAUCGCAGGCGCAAAGAGCUGCUUGUCCAGCUGGAGGAGAGAAAAGUCAUCUCUCCUCCCCCCUUCGCCGCCUCCCCGACUCUCCCUUCACACCCGUUCCCCAACGACUACCCUCGGGAGUAUUUGGAGGACGGCUCUAAAGCCUUUAGCAGUCGGGAGCCAGACUACGCUGGGCAGUAUUCCCCCUGGUCAUGUGACACCAUAGGAUCAUACAUUGGCUCCAAGGAUGCUAAACCAAAAGAUGUCAGCAGCUCUGUGGAAAUGAUGAAUGCAGAGGGGAAAGUUCUCCGUGAACCUCCACUGGACACUCAGCGGCGCUCUGCGGAAGCCAAAGAUGACGAUCCCAUCAUUCCCUUUGGUCCUCUGCCCACAGUGUCUCCUUUUGGUGCCAUUUCACGUACCUCUAAAACGGGUUACCAGACCACUGGGCCUGUACAGGCCAUAGCAUCCUCACAGGCCUCUGGCUCCAAACACAUGACCAUGACAGCAGACUAUCCGUAUGGAAACCACAGCGGAUGGGGUGGAGCGUCGUACCCUCAGCACCAGAGCAUCAACUCUCAGGGACACUUCAGCGAGCGUCUGUCCGUGUCUGCCCCUGACCGCGAGCAGCUCAAGAUUGAGCUCCAGCAAGUCAACCAACAGAUCAGUCAGCAAACCCGCGGCAUGGAGAGGGAGGCGUGUGCGCUGGCGUCUCAGCCCACGGCUGCAGUGAAGUGGUCUUCAGGUGGCACUGUGUCCAGUGAGCAGCUCAGCCUGGAGCUUGAUCACGUAGAGCUGGAGAUCAAGAAGAGAACCCGUGAAAUCGCCAUUGAGAAUCAGGUGGCCCAUGAAUACAAGCUGAAGGCCACUGAGAAUGGGCAGCCUGACCAUAAAGCCCAGCUGGAGGAACUCUCUUUAGCAUUGGGUGAGGUGUCUAAUGGAUCCAAUGGCAUGAAGCCAGCCAGUAGUAUGGGAGGAUCUAUGUUGUCGCUUACCAAUAAGACAUCUUCUCUCGCCCUCUGCUCCACCGACCAAGCAGCGAGUAGUUCAGACCUUCAGAAGAACGGUGUUGUUCACUCUUGCUCUUAAGAGCGUUAUUCACACACACAGACAACCUCUCCAGAGAUCAAUACUCCUUCUCUAAAGGCUUUGAAAUUGAUCUCUUGAAUAAUUCGACCAGUUUUUUUAAUAUUCAGACGGAGUUCGAAUGAGGGACACGCAUUCACACACACACACGCACGCACACAUGCAUACACACACCUGCAUGCUGCUACAUGCAUGCACCGACACAAACUUCUCUGUUGUUUUAUUUAGAAAAAUGAGCAGUAUCUGCCGUGAUAUACAUUUUCUUUCUUUUUGUUCUGUGAAUGAGCUUUUUGUUUUAAUGACUUCUCAUCGCCUGGAAACCAGGGCAUCUGAAUAAUGCUUACUUUGUUGUUUUCCCUGUACAUCAAGAAAGAACAGUCAACCCAAAGCUAGCACAGACAGGAGGACACAAACCGGUGGAAUCCAAACGAGAAUCGAGCGCACUAUUUUUAGCAUCGGGGCUAGUUGCUGAUUGUGCGGUCGGGGCCCUGUGGAAACGUUCAACUCCCUGGAUCUCUGCAGCCUUGAAUAUGAUCUGACUCACCAGGUUUAAAGUAGCAUGGAGAACCUUUUAUGAAUCCAU